Messenger RNA from Arachis duranensis, 780 nucleotides. RefSeq lists its product as uncharacterized. The transcript has 3 exons. NCBI's taxonomy places the organism in Eukaryota, Viridiplantae, Streptophyta, Magnoliopsida, Fabales, Fabaceae. The record is from RefSeq and is a predicted model, not a curated record. The coding region runs from base 1 to 780 and encodes 259 amino acids.
AUGCUUCCAUUCGAGCUCAUCAUGAAAUCCUUACUCGUCUCCCACUCACCACCCUCCUCCGAUUCUGUUCCGUUUGCAAGUCAUGGAAUUCCCUCAUCACCGAUCCCUCUUUCGCCCUCGACCAUCUCCAUGCAACCUCCUUCCACCGCCUCAUCUUCACGCGUCUCGCUGAUCCUUAUUUCACCGAUUACUCUCUCUCCUCUGCCUUCACCUCCACCUCCGCCACCAAAGUUCAGAAACUUGCCGUCAUUGGAAGAUCAACGCUUCUCCGUCGUUAUCUCAGGGUUCGGCUACGAUCACGUGACUCACAGUUACAAGAUGGUGGUUGUUCUUUACAUUAAGAAUCAUGAAUUCGACUCUAGGGUUCAUACUUUGGGAUCUGAUUCAUGGAGAAGGAUUCAGCACUUUCCUCUCAGCAGCACUGCGUGUUGUCAUGGAAGAUUCGUGAGCGGCAUGCUUAAUUGCCAUUUCACUGAUGUUUUGAUCAUGAAGGAUUAUGGAAUUGCAGAGUCUUGGACUAAGCUGUUGUGUGUGCCUGAUUUAAUAUAUUAUCCUGAAUUCCUUGGAUUCGAUUUCAAUGUUCCGCGCGCUACGAGGGCGAUUUGUAUUUCCGACAAAAAUGAUGAGAUAUUAUUGGAGUUGUGGUUGGACAUGGAGCAGAAGUUUAUUGUCUACAAUUUCAGUGAUGACAGUUUUAGGCCUGCUGGCAUCGAGAAAUUCGGCGGCCGUGUAACUUCGGAGGUAUAUGUUGAGAGUUUGAUAUCGCCUUGUUUAUUAUGA